UCGGAGCAACACCUUCCAACAAAAAGUUUUUCCCACUUCCAAACCGUACGCCGGCGGGGGCCUGGGGCCCAACCAUCAUGAACCAAAUCUUCGACAAUGACGUGGAAAGCUUCGACCUGGACGGCACCGCAAAGCUGGUCUCGCCGCAAGAGGAAGUCAGCUUCAAGGGCAUGCGCCCGCUCGACUGCCUCGUCUGCCAGAUGAAGGAGUGCUACAAGCGCGGCGAGGCCCUCGUGGCCACCCUCAAGGGGCUCAAAGUCAUCGACAACACGUACUACGGCACGCACUCGUCGCAAGACUGCGUCGAGCUCACCGUGAUUUUCUACGCGCCGCCCAAGCGCUGGAUGGACCUGAUCAACCGGAACCCGGAUCUCAACCCCAAGGCGCACUGCUACAUCAGCGAGUACCACUGUCCGGACGAAGUUGUCACGGGGAUGAGCCCAUACGCCCCCAAGUACAACGUGUUUGACAAGAAGGACGGCAAGGCUCCGUACAAGAACUUCCCGCCGCAAAUUGAUGCGCUUCCCGUGAAGGCCCUCUCCUACCCGGAGGUCAACCUGUUCGGCUUCUGUGGCGACUACAUCGUCCAAUACUCGCCCCUCCUCGAUCGACUUUUCACGUCGGAGCCUCGGAUAGCAGCAGACAUGCUCUAGCGACUAGCCUCUAGCAGAGCCAGAGUGCAGAGAGGUUGUCGGCUAGGACGAGGACGAGGAGGGAGAAGUGGACGCUGCGCGUGUGUAUGAUAUUGUUUGAGAGGUCGUCACCGUGAGA
Messenger RNA from Emiliania huxleyi CCMP1516, 771 nucleotides. RefSeq lists its product as hypothetical. The record is from RefSeq and is a predicted model, not a curated record. The transcript has 3 exons. Lineage: Eukaryota; Haptophyta; Isochrysidales; Noelaerhabdaceae. The coding region runs from base 78 to 653 and encodes 191 amino acids.